AUGGAUUUAGAGAAGAGGAACCUGACACAGAAAAAAACACUUGGAGAUAAAGCAGGUGAAGCAAAGGCUAGUGGUAACCUUGGAAACACACUGAAAGUUUUGAAUAAAUUUGAUGAUGCUAUUGUCUGUUGCCAAAGACAUCUGGACAUCUCUGAGGAAAUUGGAGACAAGGUUGGUAAAGCCAGAGCCCUGUACAAUCUGGGCAAUGUCUAUCACACGAAGGGCAAACAUUCAGGUCGCAAUGGACAACAAGAUCCUGGUGAGUUCCCACCAGAAGUCAGAGAAACCCUCCAAAAAGCCGCUGAUUACUAUGAACAAAACCUCGAAAUUGUUCAAGAACUGGCUGAUAUGGCAUCGGUGGGACGAGCUUGUGGCAAUCUUGGCAACACCUACUACUUGUUGGGGGAUUUCAAAAAGGCCAUCCACUACCAUGAACGGAGAUUAGCAAUUGCUAAAGAAUUUGGUGAUCGAUCUGCUGAGCGAAGAGCUUACACUAACUUGGGUAAUGCAUACAUUUUUCUGGGCGAAUUCGAAAAUGCUGCUGAACAUUAUCAUAAAACAUUACAGAUUGCUAAGCAGUUACUAGACAAAGCAUUGGAAGCACAAGCAUGCUACAGUCUGGGCAACACAUAUACCUUAUUGCGUGAUUAUGAGAAGGCCAUUGAAUUUCACCUACGCCACCUGGAGAUUGCUCAGCAGCUGGCAGACAGGGUUGGCGAGGGUCGAGCGUGCUGGAGUCUGGGCAAUGCCUACACAGCUCUCGGCAACCACGAGAAAGCGCUGCAGUUUACGAGUAAACAUUUGCACAUCUCGAAAGAGAUUGGUGAUGAAAAUGGACAAAUUUCAGCACAAAUGAAUCUCGCAGACUUAAGGAAUUUAUUAGGAAUUGUAGAUAGUAGCAAACAUUUGGCCAAAGACAACAGUAAGAAGUCUGAAAGAAAUGGUCUCUCAAACAGCACUGCUGAAGACGAUAAAAAUAAUGGGCUCAAAACUUUCAGAACUCGGCGUUUUAGCAUGGAGAAUAUGGAGCUGAUGAAGUUAACACCAGACAACAAGGCCAAUGCGAAGCAAACUUCUCAAUCUGAUGCAGCUGGAGGAGACCGAAGUAGUGGCGCCAGACCCAAAACUGCUAAAUUCCAGAGAGCAGCUACAGUUGCUACUGAAAAUGCCUGUGAUGGAAACCAUCUUAGUAUAAGAACUGUGGCUCGACCAAAGUCUGCUGAACUGAUCAGUGCUAUUUCUCAAGAGAAGCCUUCUGAAGGCGGACCUGAUGAUGAUGGAUUUUUUGACUUGCUGUCCCGUACUCAGGGUCGAAGGAUAGACGACCAGCGAUGUUCGUUUCGAGUUCCAAAGAAGACUGGAUCUACCGACUCAGACACGCCAUCCUCCUCCUCUUCCUCUCACCACAUGCCUAGUGUACCCGAAGUCCCUCGCAAGUCCUCUCCGACUCCUGGGGAAGAGUUCCUUGAUAUGAUUGCCGGUUUACAGAGUUCACGUAUGAAUGACCAACGAGCAAGUCUACCACAGUUCCCGGGACUCACCUCAAGAGCAGUGAUCAGACCUUAUCUGGAGAAGAAGAAAGACGACACAGUUCCAGACGAUAAGUUUUUUGAUAUGUUGAUGAGAUGUCAGGGAAGCCGGUUAGAAGACCAGCGCAGCUCUUUACCGACCGACAUUGACCGGUCGGCGCCAACAGUUCCCGAUGAAGACUUCUUCAGCCUCAUACAGAAAGUCCAGUCGAGUCGUCUGGAGGAGCAACGGACACCGAUGCCAUCGGCGAAGGCUUCGGUGACCACCACAACCAGCGGCAAAAAGAAGAAGAAGUAGCAGAAAAUCUGAUGCAGAAGAGGAAUGAGGCUGAGCUGAGAGAACAAGAUAAUUAUAUACAUAUAUGCUAUGGAAGUGUUUUAUUCAGGUGUGACCUACAAUCACCUUUCAGGGGUCAGCUUAUCUGAGGGGUCAAUGAGAAGAAUGAUAAAACUUUUCUUUUUUUUUUCUGUUAUGUUUGUUUUGCCAUUUUUUUUUUUCGUUUUUUUUUUUGUUGGUUGGGGGUGAAAAUAAAAACAUUUUAUCAUCA
Molecule: messenger RNA, 2077 nt
Organism: Octopus sinensis (East Asian common octopus)
Lineage: Eukaryota; Metazoa; Mollusca; Cephalopoda; Octopoda; Octopodidae
Product: G-protein-signaling modulator 2
Exons: 13
Coding region: 1-1827 (608 amino acids)
Molecular function (GO): GTPase regulator activity; protein binding
Source: RefSeq, a predicted model, not a curated record